UCUGCGCUUGCAAUGGCUGACGUCACAGCUAUGCUUGUGGGUGUACUAGAAGUCAUCAACGACGAUGACAUUGAGUUAGAUUUGAUAGACGAAUAUGCGUAUCCAAUUGCGGACCGCAAUUUAGUGAUAAAUCAGCGAAUAAGACUGGGCCCUACGCCUUUCGUUGGUAUCACCAAUUAUGUCCAAGCGACCGUUUGGAGAUACUCAAACGAUGCUUUCAAGCGGCACUUUAGAAUGAGUCGAGAUGCUUAUGUGAGAUUGCUGCAUAGAUUUACACACUACUCGCCAUUUUCAACUGUUUCUCAUAAUGUGAAACUUUUAUUAUUUCUUUGGACCAUUGGCAACCAAGAAUCAUUCAGAACAGUCGGAGAUCGAUUCGGCAUGCUGCCAGGUGACGCCCAUUUCAUUUUUCUUGCCACCUGCAAAGUAAUCAUGGAUCAUGCUACCGACUUUAUUUGUUGGCCAAAUCGUGAUGAGUACAAUGCCAUUAGCGAAAAUUUUCAACUUCCAUACACCAUAGGUGUGGUCGACGGCACAUUAAUUAGAAUAGUGCAACCCAUGGAACACUUUGCAGCAUAUACAUGCCGCAAAAAAUUUUGCGCCGUUACCCUUCAAGCAACCUGUACCACCACCCUUAAGUUCACAUCCGUGAGCACAGGGUGGCCAGGGUCGAUGCAUGAUGCCCGUAUCUUUGCAAACAGCGAGCUAGGGCAAACACUUCAGGAAAGAUUGGCGGGCACCGAUUAUCACAUAAUUGGAGAUCUUGCCUAUCCUUUGUCUGAACGUUUGCUAAAAUCAUAUCGAAGAGCAGGUGCAAACGAGGAACAGAAACUUUUCAACCGUACUCUGAACUGCGAUAGAUCUUCAAUUGAGCGAGCAUUUGCUCGCCUGAAAGGAAAAUUUCGACGGUUAAAGUUUCUUUACAUGAGGCGAUUGGAUUUGAUUCCAAGCGUCAUCAUCGCAGCUUGUUGCCUACAUAACUUCUCAAUAGAAGUUGACGGUCUUGAUGAUGAAGAUUUUGCUGUCGACAUCAACGAGGAAGAAGACGACGACCACGGCCUUGAUGAACGUGAACCAUUAGUUGGACAAAUCAAAAGAAAUAGAAUUGCGUCUAUGUUGUGAAUCAGUGUAUAUUGUAUUGCAGAGUAAAUUUGCUGUUCUACAAUUUUGAUUUGUCGGUUGAGGUGUUAGUAAGAAGUAAACCGCAAAUUAAUCAGUGGAAUAGGC
Molecule: messenger RNA, 1227 nt
Organism: Daphnia pulicaria
Lineage: Eukaryota; Metazoa; Arthropoda; Branchiopoda; Diplostraca; Daphniidae
Product: putative nuclease HARBI1
Exons: 5
Coding region: 13-1122 (369 amino acids)
Source: RefSeq, a predicted model, not a curated record